Messenger RNA from Fopius arisanus, 932 nucleotides. Its product is annotated as E3 ubiquitin-protein ligase MARCH2-like. Bases 407 to 913 code for a protein of 168 amino acids. Gene Ontology annotation, biological process: protein ubiquitination. The record is from RefSeq and is a predicted model, not a curated record. Lineage: Eukaryota; Metazoa; Arthropoda; Insecta; Hymenoptera; Braconidae. Gene Ontology annotation, molecular function: zinc ion binding; ubiquitin-protein transferase activity. The transcript has a single exon.
UUAACGCAAGAAUUUUACUAUCAAUUUUUCAUCGAUUAAGGUACUUUUCAACAUUUCAUUUCUAGAAUCUCGAUAUUACCUCGAGCAUGACGUUUUCCCCCUAAAUCCAUUCAUCUCAACUCCACCCACGUCUCCCAGAGAAAUUCCUCAAAUUUUCAUUUUCAAACGAGAAAAAUCUCCCGAAAAAUCCCGUAAAAAUAGAAACAAUUGAUCUUUAUUUUUAAUUAACUAGUAACUAAAUAAAUUCUUAUUAGAUAAUUGAAUUAAUCCCGUGAAUUCGUGAAUUCCUGCAGAAAAAAUCGAACUAUUUAUAUUUCCUGGGAGAGUAGACGGAAAUCGUAUGGAUUGAUCCCUGAAAUUAAAAAAUUAAAUAAUUUGUUUUUAAUUAAAUAAAUAUCAGGGAACAAUGGGUGCAGUGCACCAGCCGUGCCUGGAGCGAUGGCUGGAGGAGUCAAACAGAUCUAGCUGCGAGGUAUGCGGAUAUCCCUUCGACGUAGAAAGAACACCCCGACACUCACCCUUCCAUUCAUUGGUGAUAUACCUGAAGAAAUCCCCCCGGGAUCUUCACAUAUCCAUAAGACCACCAAAGAUCGACCUCAUACGUUGUCUAGCCUUGACGGCAAUGACCCUCGCUGCAAUCUACAUCUUCAUCGUAGCUGGUGAUUUCUACUCGUCAAAUAAUUACGAUAAUUUUCCACCAGCAAAAUGGACAAACUAUUCUCUCGUAUUUGUUGGAUUUUUGAUAGUAUUCUCGUAUUUUAUCUGGAUAACUUGGACCCUUGAUUAUCAUAAAAAUGUCUGGUACUGGUGGUGGCAGAAAACAAGUAUUGUCAGAAUGAAUUAUCAUCGUCACUCGGUAAAUGAGAUGAAAAAUUUGAAUUUGAGUUGCAAUCGCGUGAUCUCGAGAGUCUGAGGACAAUCCUCGGUUUUUU